Molecule: messenger RNA, 961 nt
Organism: Malus domestica (apple)
Lineage: Eukaryota; Viridiplantae; Streptophyta; Magnoliopsida; Rosales; Rosaceae
Source: RefSeq, a predicted model, not a curated record
UUUUGUUUUUUAAAAAGCGACGAAUCGAAACAAAAAGAAAAAGAAAGUUCUUAUUUAAAAAUGCCACAUUAGAGUACUGGAGACACAACAGCUCACUAAUAAUUUCUUUAUCUUUCGCUUUCUCUUCUCUCUCUGUGUUUCUCCCUGUCUGUGAGUCUGUGACCAUGCAAAGACAGUCACUGGGCGGCUCGCCGUCGAAGCUCCACCAGGCCCACGGCGGACCCAAGGACCAGACUCUCACCGUCGAUGACUCCCCCAACCGCAUUAAGGAUCUUUUAGCCUUUUCCACCACCGCCUCCUCCUCCUCCUCCUCUUCAAUCUCUGCAGCCUAUGAAGACGACGAGGACCAUAAAGCAUCGAAGCCUCACCGUCUGUCAUCACCGCCGUCCAUUGCACCGCACAAAUCCAUCCACGUCAUCCCCGUCCUCACCCUCCUCUGCUUCCUCAUCCUCUUCCUCUUCUCCCACGUUCCCUCCCAAUCAGAUUUGGCUCAGUUCAAUGGCUUCACUAAACUGCCUGGAUCGGCGAAGCGCGUUGUUUCUGCCGACAGCGAAAUCGACGGCAUCGGGCGAUUUAUUGACAUCCGGAAGAGCGAUGUUUUGGCGAUCCGCAGCCUGAGGAAUUUGCAGGACACUCAAACCCAAAACCUCGUCCCCAGAUCUCGCUCUCACCGAAAAAUCGCCGAUUUUUAAUCCGCAUUCCCUGGUACUCUUCUCUGCUGUAAUCCCCACGCCACUACUGUGCUCUACUAGCUAGCUCUUCGUCGUGGUUACCUCGGAUGAACUCGCACGCGCGUCACCGUCAGCAUCUGUUCGCACGUGCGUCUUGCAGAACAGAGGCUUUCUUUUUCUUUUCUUUUUCUUUUUUUUUAUUUGUUUUUUAAUUAUUUUGGUGUAAAAAUAUUACAUAAGCCCUUGAGUCGCUUAAUUAAUUUAUAGAAAAAUUUCGAAUAGAGGAAUAA